GUAAUCCUCUCGCCACUACCUCCUAGCCCCCUCCCAACUGUCUGGUCGUCGCGCGCCAGGCUGAGACCGACCGAGAAUGGUGACCGCAAAAGAUGUGUCCGCAAUUGACUCAGAGAAGAACCACGGGUCCGUGGUCGACGGGGUGCUUGACGAUGAGAAGGAGUUGGCUCGUAUGGGGUACAAGCAGGAGCUGAAGCGCGACCUGACACUACUGCAGAACUUCGGUGUCUCAUUCUCGAUCAUUAGCGUCAUUACCGGCAUCCCUUCCUUGUUCCUGUAUGGGCUGAACACUGGAGGCCCAGCGGUUAUGGUGUGGGGUUUUGUAGUGGUUGCGUUUUUCACUUGCCUGGUCGGUUUGGCUAUGGGUGAGGUAUGUAGCGCACAUCCCACAAGCGGAGGUCCCUACUUUUGGGCAGCGAUGCUCUCCGACCCCAAGCAUGCCGCGUUCGCUUCCUGGAUGACCGGUUGGUUCAACCUCUUAGGACAGGUCGCAGUAACUACCGGUAUAAGUUACGCGGCAGCAAAUUUCAUUUCAACCCUUGCGACCUUCAACACUUCCUUUGUCCCUGAAGCGCGCAUAACUAUCGGCAUCUACGCGGGGGUGCUCAUUUGCCAGGGACUCAUUAACACCUUUGGCGUCCACCUGCUGAAGUAUAUCAAUAACUUUUCCAUCUGGUGGCAUGCCGUCGGGACCACUGCGGUCGUCAUCGCCAUCCUCGCGGCCGCGCCGAAGCACCAGUCGGCCAAGUUCGUCUUCGCGACGUUCAUCGACAACACUGGCGUCGACGGUGUCGGCUGGAGCCAGCGGGCGAGCGACGCAUAUGUCGUCGUUAUCGGAAUCCUUACAGCGCAGUAUACCCUUACAGGGUUCGAUGGCAGCGCGCAUAUGACUGAAGAGACGCAUAACGCAGCCAUGUCCGGCUCUAUAGGCAUCAUCAUGGCCAUCGGCGUUUCCGCCGUCCUUGGGUGGUUCCUUAUGCUCGGCCUGCUCUUCUCCAUCCAGGACCUCGACGGCACCAUCAACUCUGCCACCGGUCAGCCCGUGGCCCAGAUCUUCCUCGAUACGGUCGGCGAGAAGGGGGCGAUCGUUCUCAUGGUGAUCGUGAUUGGUGCAAUGUUCUUCUGCGGGACGUUUUCGGUUACGUCCAACAGUCGUAUGAUGUACGCGUUCUCGCGCGACGGCGCCAUUCCCGGGCAUAAGUUCUUCCACAAGGUCGACGAGAAAACCAAGUCUCCAAUCAGGACCGUUUGGCUCGCUUGCACGCUCAGCUUCAUCCUCGGAUUGCCCAGUCUGGGCAGCUCUGUGGCGUUCUCCGCCGCUACAAGUAUAGCCACCAUCGGGCUGUACAUCUCCUACGGUAUCCCGAUUGCACUGCGCGCAAUCUACGGAAAGCGCUUCAAGCGCGGGCCAUUCCAUCUGGGCCCGUUCUCGUACCCAGUCGCGAUCAUCUCCUGCCUCUGGAUUGUCUUUAUAUCAAUAGCAUUCAUCCUACCGCAGGCGAACCCCGUCGACUCUCAAACACUGAACUACUCCAUCGUCGCCGUGGGCAUCGUUAUAACAUACGCGCUCGGCUACUGGUUGAUCAGCGCGCGAAAGUGGUUCACGGGGCCGAUCAAGCAGAUUUCUGCGAAUGAUAUGGGGGUCGAUUCAAUGGACCCCACGGGCUCCACAGAAGCGGAUACCGUGCAGGUCAAUGUGGACACGAAAUCAUGAGGGCUUUUCGAGCCAAUUAUUGCAUCCCACUAGUAUCUUUUAGAUUAUUUCUUGAGCCACGAAACUCAGGUAUAUGAUGCGUUCUUGACUCCGC
Messenger RNA from Dichomitus squalens LYAD-421 SS1, 1808 nucleotides. RefSeq names its product APC amino acid permease. The transcript is spliced from 12 exons. Gene Ontology annotation, biological process: transmembrane transport. The record is from RefSeq and is a predicted model, not a curated record. Gene Ontology annotation, cellular component: membrane. Bases 77 to 1714 code for a protein of 545 amino acids. NCBI's taxonomy places the organism in Eukaryota, Fungi, Basidiomycota, Agaricomycetes, Polyporales, Polyporaceae. Gene Ontology annotation, molecular function: transmembrane transporter activity.